This is a messenger RNA of Letharia columbiana, 624 nucleotides long. RefSeq lists its product as uncharacterized. The coding region runs from base 1 to 624 and encodes 207 amino acids. The transcript is spliced from 2 exons. NCBI's taxonomy places the organism in Eukaryota, Fungi, Ascomycota, Lecanoromycetes, Lecanorales, Parmeliaceae. The record is from RefSeq and is a predicted model, not a curated record.
AUGAUUACGAGAUUGGCUACAGUUGCAUCUCUGACAGCUCUAGUCCUGGCCUCUCCGAUCCCAGACAACAGCGACAUCAGUGGGUGCGUCAAUUCAUGGGACUCAUGGGGGAUCGCCUGCCCCAAUCUUGGUCAUCACCUCUUUUGCGACAAUCUGCCAGGAGUCCGCGCUGGGUCGGGAGCCUCCCAAACCCGUAUGAAGCGUCGAAAACAAUUUGAACCUCUCAAUAAAUCUCCUCACAUUCUCCAGACACGCAAGAAUGACGACGGUACAACCUAUUGUCAAGCUCAGACCAAUACCUUUGUCGUCGUCAUAUCCUUUAACGCCGCUAACGCUGCGGUCUCAUCCUUCCUCAGCGCCUGCCUCAACGCCGUCCAAACGAUCAUCAACAACGGCAAUACCGGCCUGAUACCAAAUGAAGGGUGGUAUGGGCCCUUAGGCCGCAAUGGGGUCAGCAUGACCGUUUGGAGUGAAAAUGACUACCAGACCACGUAUGGGGUACUGCAUUCGACGAUACAGGCGUUGAUUGGUUGGAUGUCGAGCAAUGACAAUACGUUUGGGACUGGGAGUUUUACGGUCUGGGAUGGGGACCAUCAGGUUGGGCACGGAAGUAUCAAUGGCUAG